Molecule: messenger RNA, 1284 nt
Organism: Alternaria ventricosa
Lineage: Eukaryota; Fungi; Ascomycota; Dothideomycetes; Pleosporales; Pleosporaceae
Exons: 3
Coding region: 1-1284 (427 amino acids)
Biological process (GO): proteolysis
Cellular component (GO): membrane
Molecular function (GO): serine-type endopeptidase activity
Source: RefSeq, a predicted model, not a curated record
AUGGCGGCCAACGACUACUACGGCAACACCCAAGGGCAGUCGCAUGACAGGAACGAUGGGCCUCUGCCGCCGAUACCCAGCAACCAUACGCAACACUCCAUCUCGCCCGUCAGCACGCCCUUUGGCGACCGGCCCUACCCAACCCAAACCGCAAGCAGCGGAGCCCUCGGCGGCUACCCCAUCGAUACAUCGUAUUCGAAUACCUCAUACCAGCCUCCCACACAAUAUAGCUCGACGGCACACAUCAACGACCCGUACGCGCGGCAACCAGACCCGUUUGCCGACCAGAACGCAAUACCGCUUCAGAACCAACCGAAGAUGGAUGGCAGCAGUCCGACGCGGUAUAAUGGUGACCCAGAGUACUAUGGCAUGGGCGUAGAACCAAGGCGGAGAAAGAGUAAAAAGAAGAAAGGCAUGUUCAGUGGGAGGGUGACGUGGGUUGUGUACAUUCUUACGGCGGUGCAAGUCGGUGUAUUCGUGGGAGAACUGAUCAAGAAUGGCAUGUUAACAGGCAGUCCCAUCCAAACGAAACCCAACUUCAACAUCAUGAUCGGUCCCUCGCCCUACGUCCUCAUCAACAUGGGCGCGCGCUUCACACCCUGCAUGCACAACAUCAAGCGCGUCAUCGAAGCGCAACCAGGCCCCGUCGUAGCCUGGCCCUGCCCCAACACGACGACCCUCACAGACAACAAAUGUACCCUCGCCGAACUCUGCGGCAUGGGCAGCGGCGUCCCCGACCAAACCUCCGUCACAGACUUCAAAGACCGCAGCCACGAACCCAACCAGUGGUGGCGCUUCAUUACGCCCAUCUUCCUCCACGCAGGACUUAUUCAUAUUGGCUUCAACAUGCUCCUCCAGUGGACACUAGGCCGCGACAUGGAAAAGGAAAUCGGUCCCCUCCGCUUCGCACUUGUAUACUUCUCCGCUGGCAUCUUCGGUUUCGUGCUCGGCGGCAACUAUGCCCCCGACGGCAUUACUUCCGUCGGCGCAUCAGGAUCCCUCUUCGGCGUCCUCGCACUCACCAUGCUGGAUUUACUGUACAAUUGGUCUACACGCCGCAGUCCCGUCAAAGACCUCCUCUUCCUCCUCCUCGACAUGGCCAUCGCUUUCGUCAUCGGCUUACUCCCUGGUCUGGACAAUUUCUCCCACAUCGGCGGCUUCCUCAUGGGAAUCGUACUGGCCCAUCACAACAAACGGAGUCUCAUGGUGCGAUAUGGGAAGCCUCAAUCUCACGACGACGGACGCGCCGAGCAAGAGGAGUCUGAAUCCAAGUCAUUUGCCUAA